This is a messenger RNA of Sphaeroforma arctica JP610, 188 nucleotides long. RefSeq lists its product as hypothetical. NCBI's taxonomy places the organism in Eukaryota, Ichthyosporea, Ichthyophonida. The annotation marks the transcript as partial. The transcript has a single exon. The record is from RefSeq and is a predicted model, not a curated record.
GCGGUAGAGGCUUCCACACUUUAAGAACUUUAUACACAGGCGCACCUACGACUGACCCAAAGGAAGUCAUAGGAGAUCACACAGCAGUCAACCCACCAAGUGAAUAUGAGCACUAUGAUUUGGUGGUAGUCGGGGGAGGAAUGGUCGGGGCCGCGAUGACGUGCAUGUUAGGUGAGACGAAUAUAUAG